GCCGUGGCACCGACAGAGAUCUGGGACACCAGAGAGAGAGAGAGGGAGAGAGAGAGAGAGGAAGACAGAGCACAGUUUACAAUUGGAGAGUAAUAGAUGAGAAUGAUGCAACAAUGUACUGGAAUCUGGCAAUGAUGGAUUGGAACAAUGCAACACUGGAUUUGAUUCUAAGAACAAAUGAUUGGAAUGUUACAACAAAAGAUUGGAAUGGUUUGACAAUGGUUCAAAAUGUGAGAACAGUCGAUGGGAAUGGGAAAACAUUGGGAAGGGGUUUCAUUGAGAUGUUGAAUUCUCUUUCUGCUACUUUCGAUCGGAAGUCUCUGAAAUACCACAUUCGAAUGGUCCUUCGGAUUAUGCAAUUCAUUUAUUAUCCGAUUCUCGCUAUCAUUGCAGUGCCUGCCAAUGUAGUAACAAUUGUGAUCCUGUCAAAAGAAAAGUGUGGUCUCUCCCGAUGUGUUUCUCACUACCUGGUAGCCAUGGCAACAGCAGAUCUCCUAGUCAUUAUCUUUGAGCUCAUAUUGCGACACAUUCCAUUUGUCUAUUUGGAAGGGCAUCAUUUCUUAGAAGGUAUCCCUGUGUGUAAUAUCCACGCUGUCCUGCUAUAUGCAGCCACUGACUGUUCUGUCUGGUUCACCGUCACUUUCACCGUUGAUCGAUUUGUAGCCAUUUGUUGCCCAAAUCUGAGAAGUAAAUACUGCAAUGUGAAAACAGCAGCCGUGGUUCUGGCAACAGUGACUGGAUUGAGCUGUUUGAAGAACAUUUUCUGGUAUUUUCUGUUUACUCAUCGGUAUUAUGUCAGGAGCAGACCCUGGUUUUGUUGGGUGAAAAAUGAACUGAAGUUUUCUCCAGUCUGGGGAGCAAUUGAGUUCUGUCAUUACAUACUAACACCAGGAGUUGCCUUUAUUCUCAUUCUGCUUCUCAAUGUUUUAACGGUUAGACACAUUGCAGUGACCAGCAGAUCCCGCAGGAGACUCCAUCAGCAGAGCAACAGAAAGGGCACCAAAGACGCACGGAAAUCCAUCAGCAAAAUCUAUCUGCCGAAGGAUUGCAGCACGUUAAGCUUGAAUUUUCCAGAGAGCCUAUCCAUCCGAGGAGCAGCUUCCUGGACCCCUCCAGAAGAGACAUCCCUGCCUCUGAACACCACCCCUGGGGAGCCUCCCAAAUUGACAGUUCUCAGGAAGCCAGAUCCCACGGAAGAGCCCAAGGCCAUUGUGUCCUGCCAUGCAGCGCCAUACUCCCAGCUCAGGAAACGUCUGACAAUUUGCCAUUGA
Stegostoma tigrinum is the source of this 1271-nucleotide messenger RNA. RefSeq names its product neuropeptides capa receptor-like. Gene Ontology annotation, cellular component: membrane. Gene Ontology annotation, biological process: G protein-coupled receptor signaling pathway. The transcript has 4 exons. The coding region runs from base 114 to 1271 and encodes 385 amino acids. Lineage: Eukaryota; Metazoa; Chordata; Chondrichthyes; Orectolobiformes; Stegostomatidae. The record is from RefSeq and is a predicted model, not a curated record. Gene Ontology annotation, molecular function: G protein-coupled receptor activity.